Molecule: messenger RNA, 4081 nt
Organism: Oreochromis aureus
Lineage: Eukaryota; Metazoa; Chordata; Actinopteri; Cichliformes; Cichlidae
Product: sialin
Exons: 11
Coding region: 211-1746 (511 amino acids)
Biological process (GO): transmembrane transport; monoatomic anion transport
Molecular function (GO): transmembrane transporter activity
Source: RefSeq, a predicted model, not a curated record
ACGGGUGUAAAAACAUCAGCACGGAAAGGAGUUUCUAUUGUUUCACCGGCUUCAACAUGACACCGAUUGUCAAGUGUUAAGCCUCCUGUGCUUCUACCUCCAAUAAAACCUAAUGAAUUAUAGUUUUUAAUCCUUCACAAGACAUCCCGGGCACCAUGGUUCACUGACAUCGACACAGACUGAAUAUUUUCCCGGAUCCAGCCGCCUGCCAUGCCGCCGCCCGAUGGCUGCUCCAUCAACUCAGCCGCUUCCGAUGAGAGUGAGGACACCGAACCUCUCAUCGGGAGUGAUGAAAUUCCUCCUCGGUGCUGCUCGGCCCGCUUCAACCUCGCCUUCCUGAUGUUCCUCGGCUUCACUGUGGUCUACGGUCUCCGUGUCAACCUCAGUGUCGCCAUGGUAGCCAUGGUGAACAGCACCGACCCAGAUCCAGACAGAAACCACUCCGUCAUCAACGCCUCCUGUCCACCACCAUCAGGACACAAGAACACUAGCAACAACUUCCAGCAGCCUGCCGGGGUCCCUCACUACAACUGGGACUCUGAGACUCAGGGCUGGCUGCUCGGGGCUUUCUUCUUCGGCUACCUGUGCACGCAGAUCCCGGGCGGCUACCUGGCCGGUCACUACGGGGGGAAGUUUUUCCUGGGUUUGGGUGUGCUGGGCACGGCUGCACUCACCCUGCUCACCCCUCUCGCUGCCAAAUGGGGCUCGUACUGGCUCUUUGCACUGCGAGCUCUGGAGGGCUUUGGAGAGGGUGUGACGUACCCGGCGAUGAUGGCGAUAUGGGCUAGGUGGGCUCCUCCUCUGGAGCGCUCUCGCCUGAUAGCCAUGUCGGGAUCCGGGGGCAGCUUCGGGGCCUUCGUGGCCCUGCCGCUCACUGGCUACAUCUCCCAGAUGCUGGGCUGGCCCGCUGUCUUCUACAUCUGUGGCGGCGCUGGUUGCCUCUGGGCAGUCUUUUGGUUUAUCUUUGUGUCAGAUGACCCUCGCACCCAUCGCCGAAUCAGCAAAGAGGAGCGAGAUUACAUCAUUAAAACCGUCGGACCACAGGGUACAGGUCAUGGCUGGUCCUUGCCCUUGCUGCACAUGGCGCUGUCUUUCCGACUGUGGGCCAUCAUCAUCACCCAGAUGUGCUCGAACUGGGCCUUCUACACCCUGCUCACAUCCCUGCCCACCUACAUGGACGUCAUCCUGCACUUUGACCUGCAGUCGAACAGCUUCCUGUCCUCUCUGCCGUACCUGGGCAGCUGGUUGAUGGCGUGGCUGUCUGGAGUCAUGGCGGACGCCCUCAUCGAGCGGCGAGUGUUCAGCGUCACUGUCGUUCGCAAAAUCUUCACGUUUGUAGGUCUGUUUCUGCCCUCGGUUUUCCUCGUGGCUGUGAUUUACGCUGGCUGUGACCACAUCCUCAUCGUCACCUUCCUCACACUGUCAUUGACAACGGGAGGAUUCAGCGCCGCCGGAGUCUUCAUCAACCAGAUAGACAUCGCUCCUCGGUAUGCAGGAUUCCUGCUGGGAAUCACCAACACCUUCGGGACUAUUCCAGGGGUCGUGGCGCCGAUCGUAACGGGAUACUUUACUGAAGAUCACACUCUGGCCGGCUGGGCGAAAGUCUUCUGGGUCGCUGCUGGGAUCAACGCGAGCGGCGCCGUCAUUUACACGUUAUUUGGCACCGGCAAGCUCCAACCGUGGGCCCUCACUGAGGAGGAGCGAGCUGAAGCUGAGAGGAAGAGGAACAGGUCCAUCUCACAUUAAAGCAGAAAUAUGCAUCAGCAGCAGAGCCUUUACUCAGGCUUUAAAGACACAUAUACGGUUAGCUAGUUUUACACAGUUUUCUGAUUUUAGAGGAACGUGUCUGGAGAUUUAAUCUAUAAAUUCAGGUAUAAAUUAAGGGACUUCAUGCAGUAUUCACACUUCAUGAGCCUUAAGAGCUACAAUAUGCUCUUCUUGUUUACGAGGUGAGCUGAUAGAUUUAUUUUUACAGUAAUUCCAGCAACUAUAUUACAGCUUAUGGAGCAUUUAAAAUUUCCUGUUAGGCACAUUUUUAACCCUUUAAAUUUGCUGGCAGGUGAAAUUUCAAGGGUUAAAAUGUUAUCACUACUUUUAAGAAAAGAUUCGUUUUGGUGCAUGCGACGUAUUCGAACGUGUGCUGCCUUUUAAUAAUCAGGAAACACGUUUACUCUUGUUGAUGAAGUUUUAAUCGUUUGUAUGUGAGUUUUAUUGAAAAUUUUCCUGGUGAUUUUGUUUCUUUGCACCUGUUUGAUACUUACAACACUUCAGGUGAGACCAAAACAAAUCGCUUUUUUUAAAGUUAUUUUAGUUUUUCUUUUAAUUUUACCUUGAACAAGGUACAGUUAGGAACAAAAUGCAUAUUUUGCACAACAGGAGGGUCACUCCACAUAAAAUAUACAUAUCUGGGGAAAAAAACACCAUCAGGUGAUUUUUAUUCAAAGUAAAAUAACUUUUAUACAUUUAAAGAAGUUUUGAAUCUUCAUGCUGUGAAUAUUUUCUGGGUUACAGGCCAUCAGAGUACACAGGGAUGUGUUAAAAUUUGGUGCUUUUUUUAAGUCACUUCAUUUUUUUCAAGCAUUUUUUAGCCCUUUUAACUUUCAUACAGGACAUAUCCACAUGAACAUUUUUCAGGAUUGGUGUCAUGAGUUAUAUCAUAGCUCAAUAGGAAAAAACAAUUUAAUGUCUUUGGUGUAAAGGAACAGGAAUGAGCAUCGGUACCCUGGUUGUUUGACCUGUUUUCUUAUAAUUCAGUGGAGAUAUCUGCAUUUUAGGUAUAGUUUCAAGCACCAUAUGACCACGGGAGGCCAGUCUAAACAAAUUAUAUCUCAUGAAAGUUCCUAUUUGUCCCUACAUUUUUAUACCAGCCUCAUCUUCUAGCUUAGAUUCCUUCUGUGUUAAAACAGAAAAACAACAUAAUGUUUUCUGUAAUAGUUUCGACAUGAGCAAGUUUAGGUCCUGAAGAAUGUUUUUAAAGGUAAAACUGAAAGCUUUGCCUCCAGCUCAGCUCUCUCUUCACCACAACAGUCAUGUUCAAAGUCUAUCUCAGCAAUCUGUGAGCCCACCUAACCCUCCACCGUCACUCAUGGAUAAAAUGCUCCCUCGCCUGGGGCCUCCUCUUUCCUCUGACUCAGAGUUAAAAAGCCUCCGUUUUCAAGCAGGGAACCACAGCCUCAAACUCUCAUCCUGGUUAUUUCACAUUUCCUGUUCAGUUUCUGUCAGUUUCCUUUGGGAUGAGACGGCUUCAGACGGGAACAUCUGGCUGCUUUGAAGCUGCCUUUAGUGCGCCUUCCUCAUCAUCUCAAAAUCAUCCAAAUCUUAACCCACCCUGUGUACUUUGGGAGCCUGUAACUCAAGAAAUACUCACAGUGCUAUAGUAAAAGUUUGCAUGGUUUCAUUAAAGAUAUGAAAGUUAUUGGACAUAAAAAUCAGCUGAUUUCAAAGGGGUCAGAUGGGAGACGCUGACUGAUUUUUCACGAAGUGAUCCUGUUAUUAGUUUAUUGCACAGCUUCGUCUUUGGCUGCUUUGUUUGCAGUUUUCUGACCACUUCUACAGACUGUUUAUUAGGACCAACAGAAGCACUUUUCAAUGACAUGAAUACUCAGAAUGUUUUAUUCUGAUAAGAGUGCCAAAGACCUGUGAAACAUUACAUUUUAGAUUAGAGUUUUAUCACUUGUUUUUAAGACUUAAAGCACCUUUGGGUGCUGGCAUUUGCAGUGUUUGUAAUCAUAUGGGUUUGCUUCAACAGUAAGAAGCUUCCUUUUAUAAACUACAAUAAUUAUUGUUUUUUAUAAGAUCUAAGAAAUCUCAUUAUGGAGUUUAUCAAAGAGCACUGUGAUUGUAAAGAUGUGAUGAUUUAUUCACUUCCUCUGUGCUUAAAAAAUGUGUGAUGUCAUAAAAAUGUGUGCUUUUAUUUUGAAAAUAAUUUUGUUGUUACCUGGAUUACCUGAAAAUUAAAAUGAGUGCCAUGUAAAGGGACUCCCUUAUCGUAUUUUUUUAAUUUGACUGAUUAUAAACUCUUUACUUUACUAAGUAAAAGGUGAUCAGGUGAUAGGUACAAUAAAGAUUUGUUGUUUUCUGA